AUGUCCUUCUUUUCUAGAGUGUUUCGGGGUAAGGACUCUACUGUGACAAAAAAACAGGUUAAGCCUACUGCAGUCAAUACGGCCCCCGCGAAGCCCAAAUGGACCGAUGCGUGGCAGCGGACAGAGGUUGCGCCGGAGGAAGUCCAAGACCUUGUACGAGGGUGUGCGCAUGAGCUCAAGGCUCGAGCUCUCGAUACACCAUUCCUCCUCCUACCGUUCCGUCCUAGCUCCGAUCCUAGUGCAGCUCGCACGUUCAUUCGCAAUUACUUUAAUCAGUCUUUCGAAAAGGGCUCGCCCGUUAAUGGCGAUGUCUUGUCACAGGAGCUCCGGCUCACUGAGCCGAUGGUUCUUUGCGGUGUGAUGAAAUGGUGUUGGAGUAGACUUCCCGGCGGUGUUGUCACUUGGGAGGCGUACGAGACUUUCAAGAUGGGCGAACAUGAUUCGGAUAUGGCCCGCGACGCUUUCUCAACGUUCAUUCCAAUCGGUGGUGAUUCCGAUGCACGCACCAGAAUAAUUCUGGACUUCUUCGACCUUUUGGCUGCCAUUGCGGCCCAUGGAAAAUCUAACGGCUUGGGAGGCCGCAAGCUUUCCCGAUACGCGGGAUGGUGGGCCUUUGAGCAUGUCGACACAGGCAAAGGCUUUGAGGCUGCAUAUAAAAAUUGGGCUGUAGCUGCCGAUGCUACAAGUCACCUGUUCUUCGCCUACCUUCGUUCGUUGUCUCCCGAUGUCCCUCGCGGCGUGAGCGGCAUUUCAUCGCUGCCCAUUUCUCUCCAAUCACUAGUUGAAGCGACCGAAUAUCCCCCUGAAAUUCCGACUUUAUUGCAAGUUACAACCACAAAGGUGGUUAUGAUUGUAGAGAAUGUUUCUCCGACGCCAUUUUCUCUGUUGCGACGCGCCAAGAACUUUGAAUACCGCGACGACGACUGGCACCUGCAGGAGUUCGCCAACUACGAAGACCCCGUCAGCGCACUGACCGAUGAGUGUCUCCGUGUUCUCACAUGUAUCUCAUCUGCGAACCAGUCCAGUGUCUCGAGUACCAAGCAGUCGACCAGUUUACGGGAUGCAUCCUGGUCUCGCUUCGAGGACAUUGGGUUUGGUGGUUUGAAUGACUCUGACCCGGAGGAUGAAGGCAAGGAAAUUGGUCCGCCAGCGACUGGAAAGACUACAAACAGUGGAUCUGCGGGGGGCUUGCAAUCCGUUUCUGAAUCUGGAACAGGUGACCUUGGCCGUCCCACCACCCCCUCGUGGGCAGACUUCAUGUCAUCCGGAUUCGCGGAUGAAAACAGUUUGAAGAACCACGUGGGUCCUCUGCUCUUGCCCCCUGACAAGAUUCUACCUCCCAUUGCACGUGGCAUGAGCUCUCAGUCGCACAAGCGCUCCUUGGACAUCGAGCCGGCUCUUGAGCCGGCCGAGUUGGCGAGUAUCAGCACCCUAGACAUGGAUGACUCGUUUUGGUGGGUUUGGAUCAGCAGUUUGUCAGUUGAUGAACCGUCCGCCCGCAAAGCUGUGUUUGGUCGAUGCGCACUGCUGGAGACCAGAAUUCGGGAUACUAAAUGGUUAAUCCUUGAAGAGCAGAUCAAGGGUGCUGCCCCGGAGCCUGAGGCCGGUGCUCAGAUUGUUGAGAAGAAGCGCUUCUUCAGCUUCGGCAGCCGUAAAGGAAAGCUCAGUCGUCGCAAGUCGUCGGCCAAGAAAAUGCCUGACAUUGAAGACUCCUACAAUCGGCCCAACAACCAGGGAACGCAUAGCAAGACCAGCAUCGGACCGGAUCAGCACAAGCGGAUCCAGGAAGCCGCAGCCGCUCUACAAAGGAAGCACCGCGAGCAAGAAGCGGAGGCAAAAGAGAGCCGCGUUCCCUCCAAUAAUAGUCGUUACUCCAAGACAAAUUCCGUCAUGACCCUGCAGCCUGCCAUUGUGAACGAGGCCUCCCAGGCCAUGAAGUGGACUAAGAACUACGACAAGGGUGCCUUCAGGGCGGCAUAUCUCAGUGAUAACCGCGCUGGCACUGGUUAUGUUGAUGAGCCCCAGGACACACCCGAGCCAAUUUCGAAGGACUCCGAAGAGAAGCCGUUGGUGCCUCUUCCAACCAACACUGCAAAGACUGGUCCCCCACCACUCCCCAAAGAAUCUGCUGCCGCUGUAUCCACCUCUCUUCCCCCUUCUCCGAAGGAAGUGUCAAUGAAAUCUGUACAUGUCACCGCUCCCGAAGAGGAGAAGCCCAUCAAACAGCCUCUCAUAAUUGAAGAAGCCACCGAGCGUCGGGAAUCGGUGGACGAGAUGGGCAAGAAGCUCAAGAAGAAGACUGGCAAUUCUGCCUUUAAGAGCAUGUUUGCUACCAAAAAGAAGCCCGAACAGCAACAGCCUCCCGUGAAGACCGCUGAUGCCAAGGAAGUCUCCAAUGUGGCAGCUACUCGUGCGGCCCUCGAGGCCAGGGCGAAAGCCGCUCAGGAAUCCGGUCCUGUGAAGAAGAAGCCUCUCCCAGGCACCGCCACUGUUGCAGUUACGCCCAUGACUGCUAAGGCGGAAAAGCCCUCGGCACCCGAGCGUAUUCAACCAACCAUCAAUGAGCCUGUGGCGAUACCCCCGACUCCGUCCCAGCCCUCCGUCGCUCUGAAAGAGAACGGUGCGCCGCCCAAGACCAGACGCGCCGCUGAGUAUGAUGAUCUCUCGCGCAUUUGUACCAAAGAACGCGACGCGGCCGAUCAGGAGUUCUCCAAGUUUGAUCAGGGACCCCUAACUGACCAGCCUGCUUUCGCCCCUGAGGAUUCUCCCGAAUAUUCUCCCGUAAGUGUCACCUUCGCAGGACAGAAGGCCGAGGCUCUCCAGACCACGAGUACCGGUAAUGGUGUUCGCCCUGAAGUCGCCACAUCGCCUGAGUCAGCAACGGAAGCUACACAGGAUCGCUGGAAGGCGAUCCGAGAGGCUGCUGCGCAGCGGACUGCUGCUGCUCAAGAGGAGCAGGCACAAGAAAACGACACCGAGGCCAACACCUGGACUAGCCAGUCAGAGCGCACUGACGAGGGAGAUACUAGCGGAGAAGAGACCAUCGAAGCCCGUGUCGCCCGCAUCAAGGCCCGAGUGGCCGAGUUGACUGGCAAUGUGGAGGAUGGACCAAGGCGCUAG
This is a messenger RNA of Penicillium digitatum Pd1, 3120 nucleotides long. RefSeq names its product DUF1708 domain-containing protein. Lineage: Eukaryota; Fungi; Ascomycota; Eurotiomycetes; Eurotiales; Aspergillaceae. The record is from RefSeq and is a predicted model, not a curated record.